This is a messenger RNA of Nannospalax galili (Upper Galilee mountains blind mole rat), 2655 nucleotides long. RefSeq names its product galactosylceramidase (gene Galc). The coding region runs from base 39 to 2060 and encodes 673 amino acids. Lineage: Eukaryota; Metazoa; Chordata; Mammalia; Rodentia; Spalacidae. Gene Ontology annotation, biological process: galactosylceramide catabolic process. The transcript has 17 exons. Gene Ontology annotation, molecular function: galactosylceramidase activity. The record is from RefSeq and is a predicted model, not a curated record. Gene Ontology annotation, cellular component: lysosome.
CCCGCCUCCCUGAGCUCCGCAGUCAUGUGACCCGCACAAUGGCUGACAGCCCACUCGAGGCUUCCCGGCAACGCCGAGCGAAAGCCAUGACCCUCGCCGCGGGCUCGGCGGGCCGUGUCGCUGUGCACUUGCUGUUGUGCACGCUGCUGGCGCCCGGGGGCGCGUACGUGCUCGACGACUCGGACGGGCUGGGCUUGGAGUUCCAAGGCAUCGGCGCGAUCAGCGGCGGCGGGGCAACCUCCCGACUUUUAGUAAAUUACCCAGAACCCUAUCGUUCCGAAAUACUGGAUUACCUCUUUAAGCCAAACUUUGGUGCCUCUUUGCAUAUUCUAAAAGUCGAAAUAGGUGGUGAUGGGCAAACAACAGAUGGCACUGAGCCCUCCCACAUGCACUAUGAACUAGAUGAGAAUUAUUUCCGAGGCUAUGAAUGGUGGUUAAUGAAAGAAGCUAAGAAGAGGAACCCUGAUAUCAGACUUAUAGGGUUGCCAUGGUCAUUCCCUGGAUGGCUGGGCAAAGGGUUCAGCUGGCCUUACGUGAAUCUUCAGCUGACUGCCUAUUAUGUUAUAAGGUGGAUUAUGGGCGCCAAACAUUAUCAUAAUCUGGACAUUGACUAUAUUGGGAUUUGGAAUGAAAGGCCGUUUGAUGCCAAUUAUAUCAAGGUCUUAAGAAAGAUGCUGGAUUAUCAAGGUCUCCAGCGAGUGAAAAUCAUAGCAAGUGAUAAUCUCUGGGAACCAAUUUCUUCUUCCAUGCUGCUGGACCGUGAACUCUGGAAGGCAGUUGAUGUUAUAGGGGCUCAUUAUCCUGGGACGUAUUCAGUUUGGAGUGCAAAAUUAACUAGGAAGCAGCUUUGGGCUGCUGAAGAUUUUAGCACUUUGAACAAUGAUGUGGGUGCAGGCUGUUGGGGUCGGAUAUUAAAUCAGAAUUAUAUCAAUGGCAAUAUGACCUCCACAAUUGCUUGGAAUUUGGUGGCUAGUUAUUAUGAAGGCUUGCCAUAUGAGCGAUGCGGAUUGAUGACUGCCCAAGAGCCAUGGAGUGGGCAUUAUGAAGUAGAGUCUCCUAUAUGGGUAUCAGCUCAUACAACCCAGUUUGCCAAACCGGGCUGGUAUUACCUGAAGACAGUUGGGCACUUAGAGAAAGGAGGAAGCUACGUAGCUCUGACUGAUGGCUUAGGUAACCUCACCAUCAUCAUUGAAACUAUGAGUCAUAAACAUUCUAGGUGUAUACGGCCAUUUCUUCCUUUUUACAAUGUUUCACACCAGGUGGCUACCUUCAUUCUUAAGGGAUCUUUGAGUACGAUACAAGAGCUACAGGUGUGGUAUACCAAGCUUGGAGGACCGGCUGAGACCCUGCAUUUUAAACAACUGAGUUCUCUAUGGCUUCUUGACAGCCAUGGCGGUUUCAGACUGCCACUGCAGGAGGACCAGCUCUUCACACUCACCACUCUCACCAAUGGGCACAAAGGCAGCUUCCCACCUCCUCCUAAGUCCCAGCCCUUCCCAGGUUCCUAUAAUGAUGACUUCAACGUGGACUACCCACUUUUUAGUGAAGCUCCAAAUUUUGCUGAUCAGACUGGAGUAUUUGAGUACUUCGUGAAUAAUGAAGACCCCGGAGAACAUCGCUUCACCCUUCGCCAAGUUCUCAAUCAACGACCUAUUACCUGGGCUGCUGAUGCUUCCAGCACCAUCAGCAUUAUAGGAGAUUACAAAUGGUAUGAGCGGUUGACACUUUACAUGGAUUUUCUGAUCAUAGCAGUGGAAUUUGUGAAUUCUUCAUUUGUGAUUAAUGAUUUUGUGGGACAGGUGGCUGAGGUCAGUUUAGAUAUUCUUUCUGUUACAGGUGGGUGGACCACAUAUACUUCAGGACGUGCUGACAUUACAGCAAAAAGAUGGUAUACACUCACCUUAGUAAUUAAGGGUUAUUUCUCCUCUGGCAUGUUGAACGGCAAGCCCCUGUGGGAAAAUGUCCUUGUGAAAUACCCAGCGUUUGGCUGGGCUGCGAUUGGAACGUACACCUUUGAAUUUGCACAGUUUGACAACUUUCACGUGGAAGCCACACGCUAGUACUCACAUAGCAUCAAGAACAUUAUUUGGAUUUAUUUUUGCUGUGGUACAGAGCCAGUUCUGGGUUUGAUGGACCAGUAUAGGAGCCUUUGAGGCUAAAAAUAAUGAAGAGUAAAUAGGGUUUUGCUUGAGUCUGGGAAAGAUUUUCUUAGAACUAAUCCAGAGGAUGCAGGUAGUCUUUAGCAUUACCUAUGCAUCCCCUAACAUCCAGACUGUUCAUCAGCUCCGGCCUUUGGGAGUAUUUGGGUGGUUUGGACCUUGACGCCUUGCUGCUGAUACUAAGAUAGCUCUUCAUAUCAUUUGCAAGUGACCAUGCAGGUGGCUGUAACUUGAUAAUCACAGAGGUGGAUUUACAGUGCUGACCAUGUGUCUAAGAGAGUUGAGGCCUCUUCAGAAGAUGAUGCUGCCUUACGAGGAAGCUGAAGAAAACGUCAACACGCCACCCUUAUACUCUGACAAGUCCUCUGCUCUUUCUGCCCCGUCAUCAAAAUGAUGCUUUUGAAUUGUGAUAUGGUAGAGGGAUGAUUUGAAAAAUACCUCAUUAAUAAACUAACUCCAAAGCUAUUUUUGCAAUAAUAAAGUAUCAUCAGAAUUA